AUGGGAUUUGAGUUGGCACAGGCUCUGGUUUGCAAAUCCACGGCAACCAAUUUUCUCAGGCGCCCUGCGUUUGUCCUGGAGAACAGCAGCCGUGUAGACAAGCAUGAGUGUCCAUUUGGGCGUGGCAGCAUUCAACUCACCGUCAUCCUCUGUGAGAUACUCAAGAUUGGAGACCCACCCUCGGAGACCGGGCAAGACUUCUACCCCAUGUUCUUCGCCCAGGACAAGGUUUUCGAGGAGGUCUUUUGUAUUUGCAUCCAGCUGUUGAACAAGACGUGGAAGGAGAUGCGAGCCACACAGGAGGACUUCGACAAGGUGAAGCCUCCAUCUUGAUCUCGGGCAGUCACGCACACUUGGGGGUUGAAGGAAACAGGGCUGCGCGGGAGGGGAAAGAGCACGACUGGGAAGUUCUUCCAAAGGUCUAGUACAGGCACGACGGGCCAAGCGGCCGUCUCUUGGAUUGUCGCCGUGAAGUUGAAUUGGUUUGUGGAGCUUAAUCGCCACAACAGUGACUCUGAGGGA
Chiloscyllium plagiosum (whitespotted bambooshark) is the source of this 522-nucleotide messenger RNA. NCBI's taxonomy places the organism in Eukaryota, Metazoa, Chordata, Chondrichthyes, Orectolobiformes, Hemiscylliidae. The record is from RefSeq and is a predicted model, not a curated record.